CAUCUUCCACGACGCAGGAAAACAGCAGUCAUGAACGCAUCCCUUCAUUUUUAAUACUGAGGCUAUAAAUACAACAAGAUCAUGAUGAAUUUUAAGAAUAUCGUUGGAAUUGCUAUAAUACUGCAUGCAGCAGGGAUAUUUUGCUUAAACAAGCAACUAGGUUGUCCGAAAAACUGGAAAAGAUUCGAGAAGUCAUGUUACCUAUCACCAAAGUCAUCCCUCAACUGGCGCGCUGCUGUUUUCAACUGCAGUAAAUAUAAUGCUCACCUGGUCACAGUCUCCAAUGCAAGAGAAAACUCUUUCCUGAUUCGAGAAUUCGUCAUUACGCAACAGCACAGCAGGCAUUUUUGGCUCGGUUUACAUAGAGCACCUUCCGAUCCUUCGAAGUGGUUGUGGGUCGACGCAUCCCCUGUGACAUUCCGGGACUGGUACUCAGGGCAGCCUGACAAUUAUCGCCAAGAAGAGUUUUGUGGAGAGAUGUAUGUUCUUGAAGUUCGCAACGGUGUGGUGAAAUGGAAUGACUUAAACUGUUCCCGGAGUUCAACUUUUAUUUGUGAGAAAGAACUACUCGCUUUGCCUUCGUGUACAGAGGACAACGGUGGCUGUCAACAUUUUUGUUCCCCAUCGAAUGAUCGUAUAGUUUGUACGUGUAAAGAUGGAUUCAUCUCUGAAAAGAAUGGAGCGGUAUGUGUUGAUCCUAAGAUUUAUUGGUCACAAGAAAUUCAACACAAAGCCAACAGCUCGUUUAAUGUGGCUCUACUCGUCAUGCAGCUGGUAUCACUUAUUCUUCUCCUUCCAAUGGCGCUGGUUCUGGUGUCGUUCUACAGAAUAGUUUCAAAGCAAAGAAGACGAGCAAACACCCAAUUUCAUUCCGCAGUGGUAAAUUCAUCACUGUCUCAAGAUGAAAGCUUCGGAAACCAGAAUACCCGGCUUACUAACGCAACAUAUGAAAACAGUGGCAUCAGUGAUAAUGUUUAGUUAGUUGAAAGAUUAACACAUCUUGAAUGAUAAUGAAUCUUAAUGAUAUGUUUGUAUGGUUAUCCAAAGCUAUAAGUCACCUCAUACGAUAUUUAGGGAAUAUUU
Molecule: messenger RNA, 1083 nt
Organism: Pocillopora verrucosa
Lineage: Eukaryota; Metazoa; Cnidaria; Anthozoa; Scleractinia; Pocilloporidae
Product: C-type lectin lectoxin-Lio3
Source: RefSeq, a predicted model, not a curated record